This is a messenger RNA of Cylicostephanus goldi, 394 nucleotides long. NCBI's taxonomy places the organism in Eukaryota, Metazoa, Nematoda, Chromadorea, Rhabditida, Strongylidae. The record is from the annotation of a GenBank genome assembly.
UUCUUUUAACGAUUUUUCGGGAACGAGAGUGAUUAAUAGCCUACAUUGCAGAGAAAAUGGGUUACCAUGCAUCUACCUUGUUGACUCGGGAGGUGCCAAUCUGCCUCGUCAAGCGGAUAUAUUCGCCGAUAGGGAACAUUUUGGAAGGAUUUUCUACAAUCAGGCUACGCUUAGUUCACAAGGUAUUCCUCAGUUGGCUGUAGUGAUGGGAAGUUGCACUGCUGGUGGGGCUUACGUGCCUGCCAUGUCGGACCAAGCCAUUAUUGUCAAGGGUAAUGGUACAGUGUUCCUUGGAGGGCCGCCUCUGGUUAAGGCAGCCACCGGUGAAGAGGUUGGUGGAUUUCAUGCACUUGGAAGAAAGAUGUUUAUCAGUGAUAAAAAGCCCUUCAGAUAA